ACAAUCAUUGAUUGAUUGUAUGAAUACAUUGAAUCAUGACAUCAAUGGAUGUAACAGUUGAUGACAUUUUGGAUCAGCUCUGGAGUGAAAACAGACGACUUCUCAAAGAGUUAUUGUUUGCCAAUAAAUGUCUGAAAAUUUUUAAUCAAUUAAGAAAUGAAUUGAAUUUGAUUUAUAAGAAGUUUGAAACACAAUUGAAUACUGAAGACAAGUUCAAUCAUUUAAGACAUCAAUUGAAUUUGAUUUAUCAACAAAAUAGUGUUUACAAAGACUUGGCCAUAGAUGACGACAUUAAGUGUCAAUCGAGAGCUUCAAAAGUUGUCAUCAAUAGUGGCAAUGGUGUGAUAGAUAUACAAGAUAUCAGUUAUUUACCGGAAGAGACAGUUAUAUGCGAACCACUGGACAUACUUGUAAACGAAGUGGUCAUCGAUGGUACACAAGAUUAUGAUAAUAAUCAUAGUGAAGAUGAUGAUGAAGAUGAACAAGACGUACAAGAAAUGGUUGUCAAUAAGACAAAUGUUGAUUACAGUGAUAUCGAAGAAGAACAACAAACGACACCAAUUCAAUCAACUAAUGAAAUGAUCGGCGAUUGUGACCAACAAAAUGAUGGAAAAAUUAGUCAAAAAACAGAAACUAACGCUAAGAAGAUUAAAACCAAAUCUAUGUUUGCAAAAGUUGUCGACAAAUGUGGCGCCAAUUUCUUCAAGUGUUUAGUCCGCAAUUGUGACAAAAAAUUUAAUAAUAUGAAAACAUUGCGAAGACAUCAACGAAAUCAGCAUCAAAUUAGACGAAGCAAAUUAGGAAGACAUAUAUGUCAUUACAAGAACUGCGACUAUGAGACCAAAGUUGUCGACGAGUUUGUUAAACACAUUCAGUAUAUCCAUAGAGACGAUCGACCGUUUGCUUGUCUUCUGGAUAAUUGUAAAAAAGCAUUUAAAGAGAUCAAAGAUCUCAAAAGUCAUCAAACGGUUCAUAUUAGUGAUGAUAAACAAUUAGAAGAAGAAGAAGAAAAAGACAAUAAAACUGAUCCGUUAUACGAAAAAAUCAUUGACUAUUCUGGUGCUCAUGUCUUUAGGUGUUUGUUUCGCGACUGUUUGAAGAAAUUUUCGAGUAUACCAUCCGUAAUACGACACCAAAGAGAAGGACAUCAUAUUGUAAGAGCCAUUACAGGAAUAGGAAGAAAUCGAUGUCAUUACGAUAACUGUAACUUUGAGACAAUAUUUAGUCGAGAUUUUAUUGAACACAUGAGUUAUGUCCAUCAAGACGACCGACCAUUUAUCUGUCGUAUCGAUGAUUGUUUGACAGCUUUCAAAAAGAUUGUCGAUCUUAGAGAACAUCAAUCGAAAUGUCAUUUUAGUUUACCCGAACAGUCCAACAAUGAUUGUACAAUAAAAGUCGAUGACAACGAUAAUGAUAAUAAAGAGGACAUUGUUUUGCAAGCAAUCAAUGAAGUGAUUGAUAAUUAUGGUGACGAUCAAAGUGACAAUCGAUUGUUUGAUAAAAUUACCGACAAUUCUGGUCACCUUAUGUAUCGAUGUCUGUACAGUAACUGUUAUAAACAGUACACUAGUCGUCAAUCAGUUCUGUUUCAUUGGAGAACAAUACACGAAGUGACUGACAGAAGACAACGAAGCCAUAAAUGUCAUUAUAAUGACUGCAAUUUUGAAACGAUAGUAAUCGACGAUUUCGUUACACAUAUGAUUGAUAUCCAUCGAGAUUGUCGUCCAUUUGUCUGUCGUAUUGGCAAUUGUGACGAAGCGUACAAAACAUAUUCAGAACUUAAGAAUCAUCAACUGAUUCAUUUAAGAGGUAAACAAUUAAAAGAAACAAAUGUAACACAAAUUAAUGGGGAAGUAGUAGAUAAAAGUUGUGAUCAAUCAAUGUCUUCAAAUAAUAGACAAUCAUUGACAACUGACAAUGAGAUUAAUGAUAAUACUAAUAAUAAUAAAUUGUUUGAAGAGAUUACCGAUUCAUUUGGUUUUACUCUAAGAUGUCUUUAUAAUAACUGUUACAAAAAGUUUAAGAACAAACACUCAUUAUUUAAACACCAGAGACAGAAACAUCAGAUGAAAAGAAAUAAUUUAUCCAAAUAUAAGUGUCAACAAAAUGAUUGUCAGUUUGUAUCGGCAAAUCUCAGUGAAUUUGGUCGACAUAUGAAAGAUGUUCACAAUGAAGACAAACUAUUUCGGUGUCAUUAUGAUAACUGUAAUAAAUCCUACAAAUAUCGAAUCGAUCUGAUCCGUCAUCAAUCAUUACAUAGCAAUCGGUUGUUUCAUUGUCCGGUCACUGCUUGUAAUCAAGUUUUACCGACAGUUAUCCAAUUGAAACGACACUAUCGUUUGUUUCAUUUGCACAAAACCAUUGAGUUUGUCGACGGCUCAUUCAAAUGCAGGUAUCCUAACUGUAACCGUAAGUAUAGACAAAAAUCGGAUGUCCGAAGACACCAGAGGGAUGUUCACGAAGGACAACGACAACGUAAGAAAAGCAGUUCAUUCAAAUGCCAUUACGACGGCUGUUCUGUUGAUUGUCUAACCAAAGAGCGACUUGACAGACAUAUAUCGUUGGUUCACUUAAUGGAAACACCGUUUCACUGUACUAUCGAUGGCUGUCAGAAGGCAUUCAAAUUGAAACAAACACUGGACCGACACCUAUUGGCCCACAACAAACAGGCACUAGUUUGCAGUUACGGUGAUUGUAGAGAAAAGUUCAAAUCUAUGGUAGCAUUCAGAUAUCAUAUGGAAGAACACACCAAAACGGCAACAAUCAAUUGUACAGAACCGGGAUGUGAGCUAAAGUUUCUCAAUAAAACACACUUGAAAUGGCAUAAGAGUACUGUCCAUAGGAUUAAAAAGCAAUAUUUGCAUCGAUGUCCAUGGCCUGGAUGUGACUAUUACGGUAAAAAUAUUACUCAACACAAAUCGGUUCACACUGGCGUCAAACGGUACGCCUGUAUUUGGCCAAAGUGUGGCAAAUCAUUCAACAAUCCCGGCGAUCUCGAGGGUCAUAUGAAUGUACAUAAGAAUAUCAAGCCGUAUGCCUGUACUUGGCCCGGAUGUGACUACCGGUGCGCUCAUUCAACUGGUCUACAACAUCACCUAAUGUCACCAAUGGUUGUGACAAUUGAUGACAUUUUGGAUCAGUUGUGGAUUGAAAACAAACGACUUGUCAAUGAAUUAUUGUUUGCCAACAAAUUGAAGACAUUUUUGUUGAAAUUGUUUGACAAAUAUGAAGAACAUAUCGAUGGAGAAGACAAACAUGAGUUCAAACAAUUGCAAGAAGUGAUUAAAAAUAGGAUCCAAUUGAGAGACAAUGAGUAUGAAGAGGAGGACAGUCAUGUCGUGGACAGAAAUAUCAAUGAAAUUAAUGUUUGCAAUAGUAGUUCAACGGUUAGAUCUACAGAUAGUAUGGGUAAAGUAGGAUCAGAUGAGACAAAUAUAUAUAAAAGAAUCGGACAAGAAGUGUGUCAAUUGAAGGUUAAGGGAAAUGAAGAUAACAGUCAUAUCCGGGAUAUUCAAAGGCAGACAAACGAUGAAAAUGUUGUUAAAAAAUCAUUAAUACCGAUAAAAAUUGUUAAAAUAACGACAAAUAAUGACCAGAAAGAAAGUUAUCAAUUCAUACCAAUGAAAGCGACGAACAUAAGUGAUGGCAGACCUACUGAUAAAUCAAUUAACAAUAAAAUCUCUAAUAAUCAUGAUUUAGAUGACAGACCGUUUGAAUGUCCUAUUGAUGGAUGUCUUAAAACUUUUAAGAGAAACUAUGAACUUGUAUUACAUAAUCAAGCAUUUCAUUCAAACCUAACUCCAAGUCAGAAGACUUUUUUGUCGAACAAAAAGAUAUGUAAAUCCAUGGAAAAGACAAACAAUGAAAAUGUUGUUAAAAAAUCAAUAAUACCGAUAAAAAUUGUUAAAAUUACGACAAAUAAUGAUCAGAAAGAGAGUUAUCAAUUCAUACCUGUUUGUCGACCACCAGUCAGUCAACCAGUUGACAGAUCUACUGAUAGAUUGUUUAGAUGUCGUGUUAAUGGAUGUCUUAAAACUUUCAAAAAAAACUAUGAACUUGUAUUACAUGAACUAGAAGUUCAUUCAAAAACAAUUGGCUGCGAGUUUGAUGGCUGUCGUCGAAAGUUUCGACUGAAUCAUGAAAUGAAACAACAUUUGGCCGAACAUAACAACCAACCGAAACAAGUGAUGGAUAAAUCUGAUUCAGAAAAUAUACAAAAAGUUGAUAACAUUAAUCAAGUAAUCGAUAAGCAAAAAGAUGUUAGUGUUGUUCACAAAUCAACUGAUAUUACGACAACUAACGACCAGAAAGAGGGUUCAAUUAUCACAAAAAUCUAUAAUAAACAUGAUUUAGAAGACGGACCGUUUGAAUGUCCUAUUGAUGGAUGUCUUAAAACUUUUAAAAUAAACUAUGAAUUAGUAUUACAUAAACAAAGAGUUCAUUCAAACCGAACUCGCGGUCAGAAAAUAUUUUUGUCGAACAAAAAGAUAUGUAAAUCCACGGAAAAGAUUCAAAAGAAGAAAAUGAUUUUCGAUCAAAUUAGUGGAAAAUAUAAGUGUCGUUACGAUGACUGCGAUAAGAAAUUUAAUACGAAGAGUGCUCUUCGAUACCAUGAGAGGAUACAUCACGAAAGGGAUACAACAAAGUGGUUGAAUUGUCAGUACACUGAUUGUCAGUUUCAAUGUCUGCAAGGAUCUAAUAUGAAAGAACAUCUUAAUUCCAAACAUUCGGACGUUAAGACAUUCGUCUGUUCCUACAGUGGAUGUACUAAAGCAUACAAAACAUCGCGUAGUUUACGAAUACAUUCACUUAUUCAUACAAAUACUGUACAUAAAUGUGUUGUCGAUGGCUGUCAAAGAAAGUUCAGACAUAAAACUAAUUUGACGAGACAUAUGGCCGAACAUAAGAGCGAACCGACACUUAAGUGUCCAGUAAAGGGAUGUCUGGAAAAGUUCUUCAGUGAUAAAGAGAUAUUCAGACAUCGGAGGAAAGUCCACAAUAUAAUGUAUCGGAAAGGUAUUAAACACAGAUGUGAUUGGCCCGGAUGUGAUUGGAUCGGCUAUGGUCUAAGUUUUCAUAAAAAACAACAUUUGGGAGAAAAACCAUUUGUCUGCGAUUGGCCUCAAUGUGACAAACGAUUUAUAACAUUGGGUAAUCUUCAGAACCAUUUGAAUGUUCACAACAAUGUUAAACCAUAUGUGUGUCUUUGGCCCGGAUGUGACUACCGGUGCGCUAAUGGGGGUAAUAUUAUUACACAUAGAAAAAGAGUACACGAAAUGAAGUUAUGA
Molecule: messenger RNA, 5288 nt
Organism: Oppia nitens
Lineage: Eukaryota; Metazoa; Arthropoda; Arachnida; Sarcoptiformes; Oppiidae
Exons: 2
Coding region: 36-5288 (1750 amino acids)
Biological process (GO): regulation of transcription by RNA polymerase II
Cellular component (GO): nucleus
Molecular function (GO): DNA-binding transcription factor activity, RNA polymerase II-specific; RNA polymerase II cis-regulatory region sequence-specific DNA binding
Source: RefSeq, a predicted model, not a curated record